AAACUGACUACACGUGCUCAUUAUUGUACAAAUUUAUCAAGAUGCAUUUCAGUUUAGUUUUCAUGCUGAUAGCACUGAUGUUUGUGAUUGCUGAUGGUGCUUCACGUGACUGUGCGACUGUGUGUAAUGGUGAAUGCCGUGCUUCAUGCCAGUCGAAUCAGACUCAAAAACAAUGGUGUAAAAGAAGCUGUUCAGGAGAUGACGUGUGUUGUACACCGCCAGACACAGCUACAGCUGGUGACGACUGUGUAGCUGAUGUGGGUGGUACAUGCCGUGCCAAAAAAUGCAAUAGAGAUGAAAAUGAGGUUGCUGGUACAGGUUGCAGAAACGGCCGUGUUUGCUGUGUUCCGGAACCUGACUGUGUAGAUGAUUUGGGUGGUACAUGCCGUGCCAAAAAAUGCAAUAGAGAUGAAAAUGAGGUUCCCGGUAGCGGUUGUAGAAACGGCCGUGUGUGUUGUAUUCCUGAAGUAUAUAUUGAAUAAAUCACGACAUCGCCAUUGGACAAGCUUCGACAGGAAUCUUCUACAGAUGAAUAUUAGUUGUGAAUAGUUCAGUUAGAGAAAUAAAGCUGAUAAAAUGA
Molecule: messenger RNA, 580 nt
Organism: Saccoglossus kowalevskii
Lineage: Eukaryota; Metazoa; Hemichordata; Enteropneusta; Harrimaniidae
Source: RefSeq, a predicted model, not a curated record